Messenger RNA from Hevea brasiliensis (rubber tree), 3299 nucleotides. Its product is annotated as putative disease resistance protein At3g14460. The transcript is spliced from 9 exons. The record is from RefSeq and is a predicted model, not a curated record. Bases 11 to 2443 code for a protein of 810 amino acids. Lineage: Eukaryota; Viridiplantae; Streptophyta; Magnoliopsida; Malpighiales; Euphorbiaceae.
CUUACAGACUAUGCUACUGAAAGGAUGUUAUAAUCUCAAGAAAUUGCCUUCAGAAAUGCAAAAUCUGAUCAACCUACGUCAUCUUGAUAUCAAAGGUGUAAGAUUAUAUGAAGGAAUGCCACUGGGAAUUAAAGACUUGACAAGUGUUCGAACAUUGUCUGAUUUUGUUGCUGGGAGAAGUGGUGAAGCUGGCAUAACAGCUUUGUUGAACUUAAAAUUUCUUCGAGGGGCACAUUGCAUUUCAAUGUUGCAGAAUGUGGCUAAUGCUUCAGAUGAUGUAAGGGAGCCCAUCUUAAUGGACAACGAGAGAAUAGAUUCUCUGGCGGUGGGAUGGGGAUUUCAAAAUACACCUGAUGAAAGUCGCGAUAGAGAUGUACUUGACAGGAUGCAACCUCAUGAAAAUCUGAAAAAGCUCACCAUGGUUCAUUAUGGUGGUACUGAAUUUCCAUUGUGGAUCGAUGAUCCUUUAUUUCAUAAUCUAGUGCGCCUAAAGUUGGAGGAUUGCAAGAAUUGCGUAACCUUGCCACAUCUUGGGCUUCUUUCCUCUCUCAGAAACUUGGUUAUUGAACGGUUUCCAAAUGUAAAAGUGGUUGAUCAUGAGUUUUAUGGCGAGGGUAACUUGAAUCCUUUUCCAGCUCUAGAGACUCUGCACUUAAAGAGCAUGCGCCAAUGGGAAUACUGGAAUGGUUAUGGGGUUGAAUUCCCACGUCUACUUGAGCUUUCCAUUAUUUGGUGUCCAAAACUGUUGGGACAAUUACCCAGCCAUUUGCCUUCAUUGCAAAAUCUAGUGAUUGAACAAUGUUUGCAGUUAGUGGUUUCAUUUCAAAGCCUUCCACUAAUCUCUCACUUACAAAUUGAAGAAUGUAGAAAGCUGGAAUUGGGUGGAGGCUUUAGCUCAGCAAACCUCAUGAAGGUUUAUGGAGAAUUAUUUUUAUUUCCACCAGAAGAGUUCAUGCAAGGCUUAAGAAAGUUAGAAAUGUUGACUAUUGGUCGUGAUGUUCGGGUUUAUCCAUUUCUCUCUUGUCCACGUGGUCCAUGUUGGGUGCUUUUUGAGGGCAUCAUUGAAAAUGAAGAGUUGUUGCAAAGGGGCAUUGCUGAUAGUGAAAUUGAAAUUUUGGAAUUUAGAAGGUGCAAAAGCCUUCAGAAACUACCCCCAUGGCUUCACAGCAUUAAGUCUCUGAGAGAGCUAUUGAUUGAAGGCUGUGCAAGACUUAUUUCUUUGCCAGAUGCAGUGAUUUAUAGCAGUUUGUGUCUUGAAGAGUUGAAAAUUGAGAGUUGUGAUUCUCUAAUUUCCAUUGGAAGACACCAGCUACCUCCAACUCUGAAAUGGCUACAGAUAAGCCGUUGCCAGAAAUUGCAGAGGCUGCUGGAUGAGGAUAUUAUUGGCCGUGACCCUAACUCGUCAAAUCUCCAGCAUUUGAAAAUUGAUGACUGUGGCUCUCUUACAUUCUUAGGCAAGUUACCUCCUUCCCUCAAGGAUCUGGUUAUCACCUCUUUUGGAUUUGACUCAGAAAUAAGUGCAAAGUUAGAGUCAAUAGCUGAAAGGUUCAACAGCACCACAUCUCUUGAGUCUAUUAAAAUUGGAUAUCUUCCUAAUCUUAAAUCUUUACCCGAGAACCUCCACAUGCUCACCAGUCUCCACAACAUUUGGAUAUACAACUGUCCAAGUCUUGUAUCUUUCCCGCAGGGAGGUUUGCCCACCUUGCGUCUGAAAAGCCUUACUGUUGAUGACUGCGAGAAACUCGAGGUCCUUCCUGACAACAUGCACAAUCUCACAUCUCUUCAGGAAUUGAUUGUAAAGAAUUGUCCAAGUCUUGUUUAUUUCCCUCAGGGAGGGUUGCCUAUUGCCCAUCUGAGAAAACUUAGAGUUGAAUUCUGUGAGAAACUCAAGACCCUUCCUCAUAACAUGCACAAUCUCACAUGUCUUGAAGAAUUGACUCUAAAAUAUUGCCCAAGCAUUGUCUCCUUUCCAGAAGAAGGUUUCCCCACCAACCUGACAUCAGUUUGUAUUCAUAAGGUUGAGAUCUGUAAGCCUCUUAAUUGGCAUUUGCACAGACUCACCUCUCUCAAGAAACUCAGUAUUACAGGCAAAUGUCAUCGUAUGGUGUCCUUUCCACAGGAUGAGAUAGAUAUGAAGUUGCCUGCUUCUCUUACCAACCUUACCAUUGAAGGAUUCCAAGACCUGAUAUACCUUUCUAACAAAGGUUUCCAAAGCCUCACAUCACUUGAAUAUCUGAGGAUCGAGAGAUGCCCUAAGCUUGCCUACUUUCCAAAGAAUGGUCUGCCUCCCUCUCUUCUGCAAUUGCAUAUCCACCACUGCCCUCUACUUCAGCAAAGGUGCCAGAAGGGUAAACGGAAAGAGAAGUCAGAAGACUCAGAACUAGCCCAGAUUCCUCUAGUCUUCCAGAUACCACCACUGAAGAGGAAGAAUGAGAAAAAUUAAAGCUUAACAUCUAGAGGUUGUUUGAUGAAGCUGCUAGCUUGCAGUAAAAUCAAUGACCUACACUAUCAGGGCAUUUUGGUGAAAUCAAAUACAGAUUGUUAUUUUCAUUUCUUGUUUUGAUUCCUGCAUGUCAAUAAGUCAGCAUCCAUUCAUUGUUGAUAAAAGCCCUCACACCUGUUAGAACUUUGCUAAACAGUAUGAAGAUCAAGAAAAUGCAUAUGUGCAAUUCUCUACCCUUUUCACGAAUGUCUUGUUCACAUAACACAGGACAUUUCCUCUGUAAUUUUCAGUGCCUAAUUUCUUGCAUAAUCUAGUCCUUCAAAUUCACGGGUUGUCCAUAUACUGUAUCCUAUUUUUUAUCAUAAAGAAUUGAGGAAUGUUGGUGACAGCACGGUCCAAAGCCUCAAAUCUCAUAAAUAUGCACCACGUUAGAUCCUAUUCUAGGAAGCAGCUACAGGCACGCUCUACUGAAACAAUGGCCUAAAGAGUGGAAAACGGGGUCCAAGUCCAAAGAAUGGCAGCACAAGACCCAGACCAAUGGAAGGACCAGCGAAGAUUAAUUUCAGAUGUCCAGUACACAGUUAAGAAGCUUUUGAUUCAUCUAUCUCAAGGGCCAACAAGCUCGAGGACUCACAAAGACUUAAAAAGGAGGAACUCAUUAUACCAGCAUCAUAAAGUCUCAUCAAGGUCUCCUUUAAUUGAUUAAAAACUAUGUAUCAACAAUCCUGGUGAAUUGUACGUUGCAGAAUUCUUGUAGAUUCUCCUGUCAUACUCUGUUUCAUCUCUGCCCAUGUGAUGUAUCUUUUCAAGACGAGAACAUAUUAAAGAGGAAAUGCUCUUUUAUUUUGUUCCUUAA